Sinocyclocheilus anshuiensis is the source of this 1414-nucleotide messenger RNA. RefSeq names its product C-C chemokine receptor type 4-like. Lineage: Eukaryota; Metazoa; Chordata; Actinopteri; Cypriniformes; Cyprinidae. The record is from RefSeq and is a predicted model, not a curated record. The transcript has 2 exons. Gene Ontology annotation, molecular function: C-C chemokine receptor activity; C-C chemokine binding. Bases 132 to 1193 code for a protein of 353 amino acids. Gene Ontology annotation, biological process: positive regulation of cytosolic calcium ion concentration; immune response; calcium-mediated signaling. Gene Ontology annotation, cellular component: external side of plasma membrane; membrane.
CUCAUUUUACAGGAAAUUUGCUGAAGGCAAAUGUACAGAAAGAGAGUGAAAUGUACUAGACUCACUUCCAUGAACACAUGAGCCACAUCUUAACAUCAUCUCAGCAACAAGAGUGACAGCAAUUUCUCAUCAUGACUGAAACAUAUACAGACAGCAUGAAUACAGAAGCAUAUGGUAGCUACGAAACAGAAACCAUAUGCAAUAUUGAGGGCUCACAGCUGAUUCCACAGCUCAAGGCUGCCAUUUUCUACAUGGUUUUUGCACUUGGCCUCAUUGGCAACAUCACCGUCUUAUGGGUCCUCUUGAAAAUCAUGCAUGUGAAAAAUAUGACAAACCUCUGCCUGCUGAAUCUGGCUCUGUCAGACCUACUGAUGGUCCUCUCACUGCCCUCCUGGGCUCUCUAUGCUCAGGGCCACUACUUAAAAACCAAUGAAAUGUGUAAGGCAAUGGCGGGUACAUACCAGGUGGGAUUUUACAGCGGGAUCUUAUUCGUGACUCUGAUGAGCGUGGAUCGCUAUUUGGUCAUCGUACAUGCCGUUGCGGUGCUGGGAGCGAAGAUGCUGCGAUAUGGAAUUGUGGUGAGUCUAGUUAUAUGGCUGGUUUCCAUCUGUGCCGCCCUUCCAGAGGCCAUCUUUGCAGCAAUGGUCACAGAGGACAACAUCACCAGCUGUCAGAGAGUUUAUCCUGUUGGGUCAGCCCAGAAGUGGAAGCUUUUCCGUAACUUUGGUGAAAACGCAGUGGGACUAUUCAUCUCUUUGCCCAUUUUAGCCUACUGCUACAUCAGGGUCCUAAUGGUUGUGAAGAAGACAAAAAACUCAAAAAAGGAACGGGCCAUAAAGCUCAUCUUAGGCAUUGUCAUCGUGUUUGUGGUCUUCUGGGUGCCCUACAAUGUGGUGGUGUUUCUGAAAACCUUGGAGGAGUUUGGCUUUCUAAGUGGCUGCGAGGCUUAUCGUCAUAUCAACAUGGCCAUGGACUUGACAGAGACAAUCGCACUCACUCACUGCUGUGUAAAUCCAGUCAUUUAUGCUUUUGUUGGAGAAAAGUUUAGGAAAUGCCUAGUAAGUUUGUUUUCAAGAUAUCUUGGAUGUGUGAAGACUUACCAAUCGACAUCUACGCAAUCCAAAGUUUCCGAGAAUGAAACGUCCAACACGGCUAUUUUUUUUACAUCUCCCAUCAAAAGUACACAAGUUUAGGUUCGACCAUUUUUGUUUUUUUUGUAAAUAUUUUGCUUAUCAUUUAAGAUGUCUUUAUUCAUGCGUUGCAACAUAUAAUAGAUUUCUUGAUUUCAUGAUGGUAAUAUCAUAUCAAUUAUACUACCUCAAUUAGUAAAACCAAAUGUAAUUGAUAAAAUCAUACAAGCAUGUGAAAUCAUACAAGAAUAUGAAAAUUCCUGCUUCAGGUUGGUGGGGCAGAU